Messenger RNA from Acytostelium subglobosum LB1, 609 nucleotides. RefSeq lists its product as hypothetical. The transcript has 3 exons. The record is from RefSeq and is a predicted model, not a curated record. Lineage: Eukaryota; Evosea; Eumycetozoa; Acytosteliales; Acytosteliaceae. Gene Ontology annotation, molecular function: protein kinase binding; GTP binding; GTPase activity. The coding region runs from base 1 to 609 and encodes 202 amino acids. Gene Ontology annotation, biological process: mitotic cytokinesis; small GTPase-mediated signal transduction; cortical cytoskeleton organization. Gene Ontology annotation, cellular component: cytoskeleton; cell cortex; plasma membrane.
AUGUUCCACAUCAAGGUUGUAGUGGUUGGCGAUGGUGCGAUUGGAAAGACAUCAAUGCUUAUAUCAUUUGCAUCAGGAGGUUUUCCAAGAGACUACCAACCAACAGUAUUUGACAACUUUAGUACACAUAAGAUGUAUGAUGGCAAGGCAUUUAAACUUGGUCUUUGGGAUACAGCUGGACAGGAGGACUUUGAUCGUCUUAGAUUCCAUGGGUACGUUUCAACAGAUAUAUUCCUGAUGUGUUAUUCAGUGGUCAAUCCACCAUCAUAUCUUAAUGUGUUUGAUAAGUGGCUACCAGAGAUCAAUCAUUAUACAAAGAAUGUACCUAUUGUAUUGGUUGGUACACAGACUGACUUGCGCGAGGAUGCCGAAGUGCUCAAAUCACUGGAGGAGAAAGAGAUGAAACCGAUCACCUAUGAAGAGGGCCUGGUUAUGAUGCGAAAGAUAGGUGCACGCGCUUUCUCUGAAUGUUCGGUUCAGACGAUGAAGGGUGUGCCACAGGUGUUUGAAGAAGCGAUCCGCAUCUACAUCGAGACAAUGUCCGAAGGCAAAGGCAAGGUCAAGGAUAAGGAGAGGAGGAAAGGUGACAAGAACUGUGUCCUACUAUGA